Molecule: messenger RNA, 465 nt
Organism: Mesorhabditis belari
Lineage: Eukaryota; Metazoa; Nematoda; Chromadorea; Rhabditida; Rhabditidae
Source: the annotation of a GenBank genome assembly
AUGUCAGCAACAUGGGAUCCAUGCACAAGCCAUCUUCUCCAUUUCCCAUCACCAUCAAUUUCUUCAUUUCAAUCAAGCCUUGUCUUUUCGACCAGUCAGACGAGUCCUCUCUUUCCCACUCCAAUCACCAGCCCAACUUUUCCUAUUAGUUCUGUUUAUUCAUCAUGUGAUCUUUCCCAUUCAACUGCAUCAAAUCAAUCAGAAGAUAUGAAGCCUGAAACAAGAAAAAUGAGAACAAGACGAUACAAGACCCCAUCACCACAGCUGUUGCGAUCAAGGAGAAGUGCGGCCAAUGAAAGAGAAAGAAGACGAAUGCUUAUGUUGAAUUUGGCUUACGAUAAGCUACGCACAGUUCUCCCCGAAAUGGAUUCUGGCCGACGUCUCUCGAAAUUUGAAACUCUUUUAAUGGCUCAACAAUACAUUGAAGGUCUUUCUAAAAUUCUUCGAUCUCCAUCUAGUAAACAU